This is a messenger RNA of Sclerotinia sclerotiorum 1980 UF-70, 753 nucleotides long. RefSeq lists its product as hypothetical. Gene Ontology annotation, cellular component: membrane; glycosylphosphatidylinositol-mannosyltransferase I complex. NCBI's taxonomy places the organism in Eukaryota, Fungi, Ascomycota, Leotiomycetes, Helotiales, Sclerotiniaceae. Gene Ontology annotation, biological process: GPI anchor biosynthetic process. Gene Ontology annotation, molecular function: GPI mannosyltransferase activity; alpha-1,4-mannosyltransferase activity. The record is from RefSeq and is a predicted model, not a curated record. The transcript has a single exon. Bases 1 to 753 code for a protein of 250 amino acids.
AUGGCCCUCUCAACCAGCACCCUCUUCACCCUCGCCAUCAUCCUCCGCAUAAUCCUCUUCACCUACGGUCUCUACCAAGAUCUACACUCCCCCCUAAAAUACACCGACAUAGACUACCACGUCUUCACCUCAGCCUCCCAUUACACCUCUCAAUCACACUCUCCAUACACACGAGAAACCUACCGAUACACGCCUCUUCUCGCAUGGCUGCUCCUCCCCACCACAUUCACCCCCGCGUUUAUAUUUUUCCACUUUGGGAAAAUCUUUUUUGCAUUCUGUGAUAUAGUCGCGGGGUAUUUACUCCAUGUGAUACUUAUGGGGCGAGGAAUGGAUGCCGGGCGAGCGGGCAAGUAUGCUGCGAUUUGGUUGUUGAAUCCGAUGGUUGCGGCGAUUAGUACGCGGGGAAGUAGUGAGGGGAUCUUGGGGGUUUUGGUGUUGGGGUUGUUGUGGGCGGUGUUGGAGAGACGUGUUGGGUUUGCGGGGUUUUUGUUAGGGUUAGGGGUGCAUUUUAAGAUUUAUCCGGUGGUUUAUGGGGUUAGUAUUGUUUGGUUUUUGGAUCGAGAGACUAUGGGGGGUUUGAAGAGCAGAAAAGUUUCUGGGAAAGGAAAGAAGGUGAUAAAGGAGGGAGGUGAGAAAAGCAGUGAGGAUGUUUGGGGAAAGAUCACGGGAUUCAUAAAUAGUGAGAGGAUUGUAUUGGUGACGACUAGUUUGAUGACAUUUAUGAGUCUCAACGCUCUUAUGUAUUACAUGUAG